Molecule: messenger RNA, 990 nt
Organism: Hibiscus syriacus
Lineage: Eukaryota; Viridiplantae; Streptophyta; Magnoliopsida; Malvales; Malvaceae
Product: probable serine/threonine-protein kinase dyrk2
Exons: 6
Coding region: 1-975 (324 amino acids)
Biological process (GO): peptidyl-threonine phosphorylation; peptidyl-serine phosphorylation
Cellular component (GO): cytoplasm
Molecular function (GO): ATP binding; protein serine/threonine kinase activity; protein tyrosine kinase activity
Source: RefSeq, a predicted model, not a curated record
AUGCGUGAAAUUACAGAACUCGUCCCCUCAAAACGACGCCGUUUCCCACAAGCUAUAAAUAGCCCAAAUAUCUCCUUGAACCGGCCAUCUGCUUCAUUUUCCCUUCAACAUGAGAAAGGGAAAGAGAGAGAAGAGGAGAGAAAGGAUUUUUUUGACCAAAGCCUUGAUGAAAUUAAGCUUCUCAAGUAUGUUAACAAACAUGAUCCAGCUGACAAGCAUCACAUUCUCCGAUUGUAUGAUUACUUCUACUACAGAGAGCAUUUGCUAAUAGUCUGUGAACUUCUCAAGGCAAAUUUAUAUGAAUUUCAUAAAUUUAAUAGGGAAUCGGGUGGAGAAGUUUACUUCACAAUGCCAAGAUUGCAGUCUAUUUCCAUUCAGUGUUUGGAGGCUCUCCAGUUUUUGCACGGCCUUGGUCUAAUACAUUGUGACCUGAAGCCUGAAAAUAUAUUAAUAAAAAGCUAUAGUAGAUGUGAGGUGAAGGUCAUUGAUCUUGGGAGCAGUUGUUUCGAGACAGAUCAUUUAUGCUCCUAUGUUCAAUCCAGGUCCUAUCGUGCUCCUGAGGUUAUCCUAGGACUUCCAUAUGAUAAGAAGAUAGAUAUUUGGUCACUUGGAUGCAUCUUGGCAGAACUCUGUACUGGCAAUGUCCUGUUCCAAAAUGAUUCACCUGCGACAUUACUAGCAAGAGUAAUUGGAAUCAUAGGUCCCAUUGAGCAAGGCAUGCUUGCAAAAGGACGGGAUACGUACAAAUACUUUUCCAAGAACCACAUGCUUUAUGAACGUAAUCAGGAGACGAACAGACUAGAAUAUCUGAUACCCAAGAAGACAUCGUUGAGGCAUCGAUUGCCAAUGGGGGACCAGGGUUUCAUUGAUUUCGUCACUCAUUUGCUUGAAGUAAACCCAAAGAAGCGGCCUUUGGCAUCAGAGGCUGUGAAGCACCAGUGGCUAUCAUACCCGUACGAUCCCAUAUCAGCUUGAAUUGCAUCCACAUUU